CCCUCGGAUUAGAUCAGUACGCACUGUAUUCUAUAUCAAGAUGAUAUGAAAUGCGAUCGAGUCAAUUAGUUCACCUGAAGCGAAGCGUCGACACAGUUGUGACCAGAAUCGAGGAACUCUUUCCAGCUACCAAGCAUCGUCAGAUCGUGUUGUACACUGGAAAUUUUAAAGAUACUAAACAAUUAUUAAAGAAAACUUUAAGGAAAAAUUUUUAAUUUGUUAUACAUUGGAUUGUGGAUGUGUUAUAAACACGUGGAAAUCAAAUCUCAGAAUUUGAGAGACUCUGAUUUUUCCUUAUAAGUCGGUACAGAGCCAUUAAUUUUCUUGGUAUCACUAAUCGCUUAAAGUGUAAGAGGAAGUUGCUCGAAGCUUUUCAUUUAGUUAUGUGUGAUACAGGAAAUACAAAGAUAAAUAUUUCGGGGAUCUUCUCGAGAAAGACAAAGUCGAAAACAAACAAAUCAACAGUCGUGGACCGCCCUAGCAAAGCCUGUACAAAGUGUAAAAAAAACAAAGUAAUUAUUCAAAAUCAAGAGGACGAAAUACGAACGCUGAGAGCAUUAAACAGAGACAUACAGAGGGAGAUUAUUGACAAAAUAAAAAUUUCUACGCAGAUUGAAAAUCAUGAGAGCGAUAAUAAAGAGAAGAAGAAAGAAAGAGAGGAAAAAGUGCCUGUUGGGACUGUCAAAGAAUCCGAUCAAAUGAUACAUUUAGGAAGAGAUCAGUGGCUUUCGCUAGAGUCGUACAACAGUAUUGUAAGCAGCUCAAAAACGCCAAAAAAGUUCUUAAAAAACUUGUCAUUUGCUGUUUUUGGACACGACACACUAAAAGAAACCAGUGUCACGGACGAAAAAUGUAACUCGGAACAAAAUGCUACGCCGAAGCCUUCGCUAGACUCGACUAAACUCUUGGCAAUUAAAGAUAUGUAUCAUCAUUAUUUAAUGACGAAUUUGCACUAUUCAGAAGAAGCAGCUGAUCUUGAAUUAGUGCAUGCAACGUCAUACAUAGUUUCUAAAAUAUCAGACAAGAACAAACCGUCAAAGGCGACAAAAGGGAAAAAAGGGAAAAGAGAAAAAGUAAUGAAUAAAGAGAUGGAAAAAGCCGUGAAAAAAGUUGUACGCAAGGAAAGGAAAAACUUGCUUAAAAGAGCAUUGAAAUUCUCAAAGAAAGAUAAGGAAACAGACGAGGAAACAAAUGUCGACGAACAAAGUAGCAGUAAUGUAAAACUCAAUGCUUUAUUGAAGGUUGGUGCUUCAUAUAAUAUAAAUAACAGUGCUGAUGAAGAUACAGAAGAUACAGAAGAUGAGACAGAUGACGAACAAACGGAUAGUGAUUCAACAGACGACGAGAGUUCAACGUCCAGCGCAACUGACUCUGAUAAAAACACAGAAGCAUCUUCUGAAGAUGAGGUCAAUGAGUCAUCGAAGCAAACAAAGAAUAAAGCUUGCACAAAAUAGCUAAAUAAUUGCAAGUUAUCGACAACUUGUUACAAAUAUUCUCAUUAGUUGUUAGCAAAGCAACAGAAGAGGGUAUCCUCUUAUCAUUACGUUCUUGCCAGCAAUAGUUUUGAAAAUAUAAUACCGACAAGUUCUCAACAACUUAUCAGCAUUAUACUUAUCACAAAUUAUAAAUGGGAAUUGUUGCUCACAUGUUGCUGUUAUGUUGCUCACAGAUUGCUAUAUACAAUUUUCAAAAUAUAGUAAUGGCAAGUUCUAAACAACUUACGGCAAUAUAGUUAUCACAGAUUGACUUCAAUAAUUUUUCUACGUUUGCUCGACAAUAAAACUCAGCAUAUUAAUACUGAAUUAAGUAGAACAUUUUCGUCGCAUUAAAUAAAAGACAACAUAAGUACCAAUUAACGAGCAAUUUAAUCUGUGCAAUGAUUUGCUUUAGAUCGAGUUACCACGUUUUGCUAUCUGGGGAGUAACAUGUGAGGUAACAGAUGUUACGUCAUGUAAAUGCAAUCCAACCCAAUAAUAUAUACAUCACAAUAUUAUCAAGUGACGAUAAUUAAAAU
Messenger RNA from Solenopsis invicta (red fire ant), 2014 nucleotides. Its product is annotated as nucleolar transcription factor 1-B. The transcript has 8 exons. Lineage: Eukaryota; Metazoa; Arthropoda; Insecta; Hymenoptera; Formicidae. Bases 384 to 1454 code for a protein of 356 amino acids. Gene Ontology annotation, biological process: negative regulation of DNA-templated transcription. Gene Ontology annotation, molecular function: DNA binding. The record is from RefSeq and is a predicted model, not a curated record.